Soboliphyme baturini is the source of this 1005-nucleotide messenger RNA. Lineage: Eukaryota; Metazoa; Nematoda; Enoplea; Dioctophymatida; Soboliphymatidae. The record is from the annotation of a GenBank genome assembly.
AUGCUAUUCUACUUCAAUGUUCGUUUAUCACAAUUCUUGCCAGUUAUCGACAGUGACAGCGUCUGGGUGGUUGAAUUUUACGCACCGUGGUGCGGCCAUUGUCAGGCCUUUGCGCCCGAAUUUGCGAAGUUAGCGAAAGUUUUAAAAGGUGUAAUAAAGGUUGGAGGUGUGAACAUGGUUGACCAUGCUUCGGUUGGUGCGCCGUACAAUGUGAAGGGCUUUCCAACAAUUAAGAUCUUCGGUGCUGACAAGCAAUCGCCAAUUGACUAUAACGGUGAAGCAGACUCGAUUAAUGAGCUUCGAAAUUUGGUUAAAUCGCGAAUCGGUGGUAAAACAUCUAGUUCAAAGAAAAGCGAAAAGGUAUUAUUGGAUGACAGUAACUUUGAAGAAAAGAUCACUUCCAGCGAUGAUAUGUGGUUGGUGGAGUUCUUUGCACCCUGGUGCGGACACUGUAAAAACCUUGCCCCUCACUGGGCAGCUGCCGCCACAGAGCUACGCGGCAAGGUAAAGCUAGCGGCGAUAGAUGCGACCGCUAAUACCGCGAUGGCUCAAAAAUUUGGAAUUCAAGGUUUUCCAACAAUCAAAAUGUUUCCUUCUGGUUCCAAGAAGCUUGAAGACGCUGUCGAUUAUGACGGGGGCCGAACUUCUUCUGAUAUUGUCCAAUGGGCACUUAAUAAAUUGGCUGAAAACGUUCCACCACCCGAAGUUGUUCAGAUUACAGAUAAGGAAGUCUUCGAUAAAGCCUGUUCUAAAAGCCAACUUUGUGUUAUAUCGUUUUUUCCGCAUAUUUUGGACUGUCAGUCAAAGUGUCGAAAUGAUUAUCUCUCGGUGCUUCAUGACAUGGGUGAGAAGUACAAAAAGCACAUGUGGGGUUGGAUCUGGGCCGAGGCAGGCGCCCAGCCAAAACUGGAAGAAGCAAUGUCGGUUGUGAAUGCGCGUAAGGUGAAGCAUUCCAUAUUUAAAGGUUCCUUUGAUCGUCAGGGUAUAAGCGAAUUUUUACGGUAA